AUGGUGCAUAAAACUCGCUCAUCUCGUAAAUCCUGCCCCGUCAUGGAUGUCAGCCCACUACGCAACACUUUGCCCAUCGCGGCAAACAAAUAUGAACUAUCAUCCAGCCCUCGUAUUGGUUACGCCUUGGAAGUUCCCACACGUCCAGUGGGUUCUUCGGCUAACUCUUCGAAUGCUUGGUAUUUCAAUGAUAUGGUCAAAAAUAAUCGUCAACAAUUCAAUAGUCUACAUUUCUGUUAA
This is a messenger RNA of Musca vetustissima, 240 nucleotides long. RefSeq lists its product as uncharacterized. Bases 1 to 240 code for a protein of 79 amino acids. NCBI's taxonomy places the organism in Eukaryota, Metazoa, Arthropoda, Insecta, Diptera, Muscidae. The record is from RefSeq and is a predicted model, not a curated record. The transcript has a single exon.